Molecule: messenger RNA, 5643 nt
Organism: Thermochaetoides thermophila DSM 1495
Lineage: Eukaryota; Fungi; Ascomycota; Sordariomycetes; Sordariales; Chaetomiaceae
Exons: 3
Coding region: 1-5643 (1880 amino acids)
Biological process (GO): proteasome assembly
Cellular component (GO): nucleus; cytoplasm
Molecular function (GO): molecular adaptor activity
Source: RefSeq, a predicted model, not a curated record
AUGACGGCUCCAUCGGACGAGAAGCGAGAACUUCAGCUCAUUGAGAAGGUUGAAUGGCGCAUCUUGUCUGCUUCUUCCGAUGAUGAAAAAUUGGAUCGGCUCUUGAAGGUCUACCUAGCUCCGCUCCUUCUGAAGGCAGGCAGCGAACAUGUCGCCGUUCGCAAUAAGGUGAUCUCGACAUGUCAAACUAUCAACAAGUUCAUCAAGUCCCCAAGCAUCGUUCUCCCCGUCGCCGCACUCCUGGAUCAGUAUAAAACGACCGCGUCUCCUCUCAUCAAACACUUCGACUUGGUCUACAUCCAGCACAGUGUGGGAAGGCUAAGUCCAGAUGAGCAGCGGAUUCUGGUUCCCAAAGCCCUUCAGGGUAUCAGCACCUCCUCAACUACAACAUUCAGCCAACUUUUCAACAUCGUACUUCGUCUCCUUCAAGCCGUUAAAAUUCCACAACGGGGAAGCAAGGAGGAUCUUAGCUUUCGAGAAGCGCUGGGUCUGACACAGCCUGAAGAUGCCAUGCUCCUUGCAGAAUGGUUUGGGAAGCUGCUGCUUCUUCGAGUCAACUCAACGGGAGCAUUACCAUCGCCCGGUUUGACAGAUGCCGAUGUCCACUCCUUAACCCUGGGAAAGCCGGGAACGUGGGAUCCGAGUACAGGAGGACUGAGCCUGCCCGAAACACGGAUUCGGGUAGUCCACCUAUUGGCAAGUGGUGCCUUUACUGACGCUGAAAAGUUCAUGCCUGCCUUGUACGCUGCAGCAAGUACCGACUAUCGUGUGUCUGGUGUUGGCGAGGAUAUGCUCAAGCGUAGCUCAGUCUCAUUAGAGGAUCAAGCCCUCCUCCAGAAACUCUUUGAUCAACACAUGAAGCUGCCUGCAGCGUAUCGAAUUCGCAUUCUUAAUCUCCUUAGCAAGUCGGAGCUAGCAACUACUUUCACCGAUGCUAUUCUUGCGGUUUUUCGCCACAACGUCGUCCUUAAAGCUGAGCCGGCUGAUGAUAUACAACAUGAUGGCAGUUUAUCAACGGCAAAGCCCUCUGGAUUGGAAAAAACCAGGCUUCACCGGGCUUUGUUUGAGUUUAUCAACUGGGUGGCUCGAAUAGGGCCUGGGAAGGCAGACUACAAUUACGUGGGCCCUCCUUUGGUGACGCUUCUGAAGGAGUUUGUCGCGGACCAAGGCUGGCCAAAACCACAGCGUCAGUCACUGGAUGACAUUGCUCUGCGUUCAAGAGCCUACGAGACUAUUGGCCUGCUGGCUAAGGGCACUUCGAUGUCAGAAUCCGACAGACUAUCUCUUGCUGGAUGGCUAUUUCGCUCCCUCAGCGAAGAUCCAACGGCUGACGUGGCAGUCAGCAUCGAUGAGGCUUUGUCGAGCCUUACCGGCCUCUUCAAACCGCCCCAUAGCUUGGCAGUCAGUACGCAGCUACAUUCCAUUCUUCUCACCUACAUGACUCUCCAAGAUGGCGAGGGCGAUACUGUCCGGAGUGUCCGACAUGCUGUGACAAGAUGGGCAAACCGUUGUCUGCCCUUUUCUGAUGUGUAUGCCCGCUGGAUAGACAUCCUUGCGAUCUCAGGUCGCUCCGGCGAGCGCAGCGAAGUAAUUGAAGAAGGUCAUAAAGGGCUCGAUCCCUGGACGUAUUAUGCAAACGACGAUGGUCACACAGACCUUCCGGAUUGGCAGCAGAUGACGAAAGCAUUUUUCAUGGAAACCAUUGCGCCCGUUAAACCCUUCUCGCGUUCUGAAGGCGAACGGAUGGACGUUAAUGACUACAAUCCCUUUGUUAACUUCUCAGCAGAAUCGAUAGGAGCCUUCCCCGUGGCUGUUGACUACUGUCGCCGAAUCCUUUUUCUAACGGCCCUCGGAAGUUUUAAGCUAGAGCCUGGUUGGGAAAGGCGUUUAGACAUCAUCGUUCAGUCAGACCUCCCAUCGCGCGUAGCGAUUCGCAAGUAUCUGACUGGCUUCGCACACAAAGGUAACCCCCUUAUCAUCCUUCUCCGCGCAGCAUUUGAAGGCAUGGUACAGCCAGAUGAUCUUAAAAUGGCGGAGUCUUGUGCUCAGUCAUUCGUGGAUAUUGCCUCGUUUUCUCCAAGCAGUGCCUUGGAGCUAUUAGCUCCUCGUUCAACCGAACUGUGGCCUCUGAUCUGCUCAAACAAAAAGGAGUUACGGGCUUUGGGGGCCAAGGCAUUUGGCAUCCUUGCAGCACAUCCAUCUGUUAGCCUCAAAGAAGCCAGGCAGCUAAAGAUCAGAUUGAUCAAAACUGCAAGCGCCUAUGCUUCUUCGGUUGGGUCAGACCUCAAUGCCGCUGAAGGGUCAUUCCUUGCCCUCGGUCACCUCUCCUCUCGGCUAAUCUACUACUCACGCCUGGACAUCACUGGCGAAAUCUCUGAUGUCGGCCAAACUUUUCCUCCUCUCUCAAUCCUCGCGUCGACUUCUUUAUCUACCCAGGAAGCGUUGUUUGAUGCAUAUGCUCAGCUAUGGACAUCGGGCAUAUUCAUCAUGAAACAAGACACAAAUGACGAGAGUUUUCGGGAUAAAGUUUUGACUCAAUUCGUUGAACCGCUCAUGAAUCAAGGAAAAAAGGGAAAUGAGAAGGCAAUAGUCGCUCUUGGACGCUUGGCGAUUGCUCUCAGAUCUUCCAUGGCACCCUUUCCACAGGGCAAAGCGGAAGAAAUUCUGGACCUCAUCCUAGAAAAGCUCUAUUCUUUGUAUGAGAUCAAGCAAUUAGAAACCCAGUUUGCCAUCGGAGAAGCCAUUACCGCAGCAGUAGGAUGCUGGGACGCCGAUGUCGUUCAGCUCACCAUCGAUGUGGAAAUUGGAGAAAAUGGACUUCAACUCCCACGACAGUCGAAUCGGCUAACAGCAGUUCUUCAAAAGCUAUUCACAGACUGCAAACAAACGAAGCCGUCAUUACUCAAGGCAUCUGGCAUCUGGCUCUUCUGCCUGAUCCAGUAUUGCUCGCAUCUCGAUGAAAUUCAAUCAAGACUCAGAGAAUGUCAGCUCGCCUUCAUGAAACUGUUGAGCGCAAGAGAUGAAGUAGUACAGGAGACAGCGUCGCGCGGACUAUCUCUUGUGUAUGAAAAGGGGGAUGCUACUCUUAAAGAGACUCUCGUCCGCGAUCUUGUAUCGACAUUCACUGGAUCAGGACCACAGCUCAAGGUCGAUCACGAGACUGAACUUUUUGAUACCGGUGCCCUUUCUACAGGCGACGGCAAGUCAAUCACUUCCUACAAGGAUAUAAUCAGCUUGGCAAAUGAAGUUGGCGACCCCAGCCUUGUUUACAAGUUCAUGUCAUUAGCAACCAACGCGGCAACCUGGUCGACGCGGUCAGCGUUCGGGCGCUUCGGGCUGAGUAAUAUUCUUUCAGAAUCCGAGGUGGACCCGAAACUGUAUCCAAAGCUCUAUCGGUACAGAUUCGACCCAAACCCCAACGUUCAGCGCUCAAUGAACGAUAUCUGGAAGGCCAUAGUCAAGAACCCAGGAGCUGUUCUUGAACAUCACUUUGAGAGCAUCAUAAGUGACCUACUGAAGAGCGUUCUUGGUAGAGAAUGGCGCGUUCGAGAGGCUAGCUGUGCUGCCAUUGCCGAUUUGCUUUCUGGACGCCCAUUUGAGGCGUAUGAGCGGUACUACAAAGACAUUUGGACCGUUGCCCUGAAGGUUCUGGACGAUGUCAAAGCGACAGUGCGUACUGCGGCAUUCCAUCUCUGCAUCUCUCUUUCCAAUACCUUAGUGCGGCAGCUUGAGGAGUCAGGAUCAACCAUCACAUCCCAGGCCAUGAUGAAUCAGGCGCUUCCGUUCCUUCUCUCUGACAAAGGCAUAGAGAGUGGUGUCCAAGAAGUCAAGAUAUUUGCCACUAUUACCGUGAUCAAGAUUGCCAAGAGUGGCGGACGGGCUCUCAAGCCAUACAUUCCCAUGAUGGUCCCUCACUUGCUUGGACUGCUGAGCACAAUUGAACCCGAAGCCAUAAACUACCACUAUCAGAGAGCAGGAGAAGACAAUCGCGAGAGGAUCGACAAGCUACGCAGUGCUAUGGUCUCUCAGUCUCCCAUUGCUGAGGCUAUUGACAACUGUCUGCGUAAUGUUGACGAUACUGUCAUGCGAGAUCUCGCGCCAGUUCUUCUGGAUACCGUGAAAACUGCGCUUGGUAUGCCCACGAAGAUUGGGUGCUCUCGUGUCCUCUCGACCCUUUCAACACGUCACUCUCUGUCGUUCGCUCCCCACGGGCCAUCGUUCCUCACCCUUCUCGAGAAAGAGGCACUCUUUGACCGCAAUGACGAGGUUUCAGCUCACUAUGCCCGCGCAGCUGCCUACGUCCUGCGUGUUUGCCCUCCUCAAGCCCAGCAGUCCUUUGCUGCCAACUUGUCUUCUCUAUAUCUGGCAUCUGAGGCUGAAACACGCCGUCAGAAAGUCGCUGACGCCAUCCUUGCGUUGGCUACCGUUUCUCCCGAUCACUUUUCUGCCCUGGAGUCUUUAUUACUACCAUUUGUGUUUCUUGGGAAGCAUGAUACGGAUACCUACGUCUCGACCGGGUUUGUGAAAGCUUGGGAUCUCCAUGCAGGGACAGGAACAAGGGUUGUGGCGAGGUACUUGAACGAAAUUUGCGUGCUUGCUGAUAAGUGCCUUGAGUCUGCGCAAUGGGCACUCAAGCAUGCCGGAGCGUUGUCGAUGGCAGCCGCUGUUGAUGCAGUCAUUGGCAAUGGAUCGCAGCCAAUUGUGUCUCCGGAAGCUUUGGUUGGGACAGUGUGGCCGGUGUACGACAGGGCACUAGCAUUAAAGACGUUCGAUGGCAAAGAUAAGUUGUUGAAGCCAUUCUCAAUGUUUGUCAAGGCUACCAGAAGUAAUUGGGAGUCGGACACCAAGUUUGCAAAAAGGAUAUGGAACGUGGCGGUACGGGAAGCAAAGCGGAAUAAUGAUGCCUAUCGGCCAUACGCUUUUGAGUGUUUGUGGCAAAUUGCCAGAGAGAGGGAAGAUAUUGAUGUUCUUGGAGAGAUUGUUGAUAUAGUCAGGGAGUUUCUCGUCCUAGAACGAGAGAAGGACAGUGAUUCGAUGGACAUUGAUAUGAUCACAACCAGCACGGGAGCAGGCAAGAAGGACAAAGCUAUACUGGAUUUGAGGACACAAACAGCUUGGGCGGCAAUUCAAGCCGUGAUGAAAGGAUACAACAGGCCUAAGAUGAGGAGAGACCCCAUCACAGUGCUCCACGAAGCUGCCUCGGCACUUGAAGCUGCUGCCGGCAAGUGCAAGACCCUCAACGCUCGGUCACCUUGUGUGGCACAAGAAGAAUACGCGGUGAUCAGAAGAGGACCUUGGUACGACUGUGUCCGGGAGGUUCUGGAAGAUGCUCUUUCCGGUGGUCAAGGGGAGGUCGCUUCAAGUUUGCAGCAGGAGGGACCUGGUGUGGUGGAAGUCAUGGAGUGGUUCAUUCACACCUUGGAUUUUGGCGCUAAGGAUGGAGGAACAGAAAACCACCGUCUCGCGAGAGCAAGAGCGGCCAAAGCUCUCAUUCAGUUGGUGAAUUCGAAAGUUUCCCCCGUAGUGAGUGCCGAGUGGAAGAGUGAAGUCAAGGGCUUGCUAGAAAAGACACUCUCCCAAGAAAGAUCACUGGAUGUCCAAACGACUUUGAGAGAGUGCUUGGACUUACUGUUCAAGGUUUAG